GUUCUCGAGCCUGGGGAGGAUAAAGAUGCUGAAAGGACAAGGGACAUUCGAUGGGGAAGAAAAUGCUGUAUUAUAUCAGAACUAUAAGGAAAAAGCUCUGGACAUAGAUUCUGAUGAAGAGUCUGAGCCCCAGGAGCAGAAGCUGGAUGACAAGGUUGUUUUUCACUAUAAGCCCCUGAGGUCGACGUGGAGCCAGCUCUCCGUGGUGAAGAAGAAUGGACUGUCAGAAGCAAUCAGCCAGGAAGAAAGGAAAAGACAGGAGGCAAUAUUUGAGGUGAUAUCUUCUGAGCACUCCUAUUUGCUGAGCCUGGAGAUUCUGAUCCAGAUGUUUAAAAAUUCCAGGGAACUGAGCCUCACAAUGACCAAAACAGAGAGCCACCACCUCUUCUCCAACAUCACGGAUGUUUAUGAAGCAAGCAAAAAGUUCUUUGAAGAGCUGGAGGCAAGGCACCAGAGCAGCAUUUUCAUCGAUGACAUCAGUGACAUCGUGGCGAGGCACGCGGGCUCCACCUUCGACCCCUACGUGAAGUACUGCACCAACGAGGUUUAUCAGCAGCGCACCCUGCAGAGACUGCUAGCCACAAAUCCAGCGUUUAAGGAGGUGUUGUCCCGGAUCGAGUCCCACGAGGAUUGCCGGAAUUUGCCCAUGAUCUCCUUCCUCAUCCUCCCCAUGCAGAGAGUCACUCGUCUCCCCUUACUGAUGGAUACUAUUUGCCAGAAAACCCCCAAGGAUUCAGCAAAAUAUGAGAACUGCAAGCAGGCUCUGAAAGAAGUCAGCAAGCUCGUGCGUCUGUGCAACGAGGGCGCCCGCAAGAUGGAGAGGACGGAGAUGAUGUACACCAUCAACUCCCAGCUGGAAUUCAAAAUCAAGCCAUUUCCAUUGGUUUCCUCUUCACGGUGGUUGGUGAAAAGGGGAGAAUUAAUGGCCUAUGUAGAAGACACUGGACUCUUUUCCAAAAGAACCUCUAAGCAGCAGGUGUACUUCUUCCUCUUCAACGACGUCCUCAUCAUCACCAAGAAGAAGAGUGAGGAGAGUUACAAUGUCACCGAGUACUCGCUGCGGGAGCAGCUGCUGGUGGUGCCCUGUGACGGGGAGGAUCCCUGCUCCUCUCCCGGCAAGAACGCGGCAGGGAUGCUCCACUCGGGACGGAAUUCUGCGUGCCACCUCUUCAGGCUCGUGCUCCUCAGCAACCAUGCCGGGGACAGGGUGGAGAUGCUCCUGGGAGCAGAGACUCAGAGUGACAGAGCCCGCUGGAUCACGGCGCUGGGCCAGGACAGUGACGGGCACCACACGGACAGGACCACACUGGCUCAGGUGGAGAUCAUCAGAACCUACACAGCCAAGCAGGCCGAUGAGCUCUCUCUGCAAGUCGCUGAUGUUGUUUUGCUUUAUCAAAAAGUGAAUGAUGGCUGGUACGAAGGGGAGCGGCUGCGGGAUGGCCAGAGGGGCUGGUUCCCCUCCGAGUGUGCCAAGGAAAUCACCUGCAGGGCCACCCUGGACAAGAACAUGGAGCGCAUGGGACGCCUGCUGGGGCUGGAAACCAACGUGUAGCCUUGUCCUCACCCCCUACCCUGGGGGCUGCUCUGGCUGGGACUGGGGACAGCGGAGCCACAACCCAGCAGCAGCACACUGGAGCCUCACGCUGGCUCCGGCAGCUCCAAACUGAGCCCUGUCCCCACCAGCAGCACCUUGCAGCAGUGGCCUGAGCACUCUUCUGCAGCUCCUGCCUCCUUACACUCUUGCUCCAUCUGCUUUGGAGCAUCUGAACUUGUUUUCAGCCCCAGAACUCUGCAGGGGCCUGGGUCCCCUGGCCCCACACCUGGAACUGGCAGUGAGCAGCAGUGUGACACCUGCACUCGAGGGACCAGCUCUGUACUCUGUAAAGGCUGACCUACCUCUGCAGUGCAAAUCCAGGGCUGGCCCCAGCCUGGCACAGGCAGAGCCGGCACAGCCUCGGUGAGGAAUCUGCAGCUGUGCCUCCAUGAGGCUGCUCAGACUGGCUCCAUGUCCUGCUGUGGGCAAAGGAUUUCUGAAGAAAGGUACCACACUCUGCAGCGUCAGUGCUGCUGCUCCAUCUUAGCACAGGUAUUUACUGCAGAGGAACUGCUGCAAGUGGGGCAGUGGUUUCUGCUUUCCUCAGGGCUGAUGAGGUCUUGCACUUCACUCAGUGCUUCC
This is a messenger RNA of Pseudopodoces humilis (Tibetan ground-tit), 2176 nucleotides long. The record is from RefSeq and is a predicted model, not a curated record. NCBI's taxonomy places the organism in Eukaryota, Metazoa, Chordata, Aves, Passeriformes, Paridae.